Molecule: messenger RNA, 6821 nt
Organism: Daphnia pulicaria
Lineage: Eukaryota; Metazoa; Arthropoda; Branchiopoda; Diplostraca; Daphniidae
Product: serine-rich adhesin for platelets-like
Exons: 17
Coding region: 341-6190 (1949 amino acids)
Biological process (GO): chemical synaptic transmission
Cellular component (GO): cytoplasm; dendritic spine; plasma membrane
Molecular function (GO): protein binding
Source: RefSeq, a predicted model, not a curated record
GUGGUUAGAGCCACUGCAUAGGCAUUGGUCUCGUUGAAUGUCAGAAAAAUCAGUCAGCUGCGCUGUGCUCGAGAACGUCUCUAAGAGUUUUCAGGCCAAAAAUAAGGGAUUUUGUUGUCACUAAUCACGACUGCGAUCAUCUCGACUCCGAAAGUGUGUUUUUUUUUUAAAUCUUCAAAUCAACCCGCAUAACUUGUGUGUGUGUGUGACUGAAAACUGUUGAUUGGUCGAAAAAAUCGUUUGAGCGGUUCUCCACGAAAAAGCCAAGGAAAAAAAGGGAAGCCCGAAAACCGGCCGCAAACUGGGCGAAUUAGCGUGCCAUGUGCCACUUGGAUCGACCAUGGCCGCCGACCAUCACAUUCAGCAGCAUCAACCGCAUCACCAGACGCAACAUCACCAGCAACAACACCACCAACAACCCACAACAACAACAUCGUCGUCAGCCGCUCGACGUGAUGACAGUCUGGAACGCUUGUUCCCUCGCUGCCGCCUCCGCUCGCCGCCCGUCGACACGGCCGUUCUCAUCGAUCUGAGCGACGACAGUCACGUCGUGCAAACGAGCGGCGCUCCUCUGCCGCUCGCCCUCCACUCGCUGGCCCGAUCGACGCCCAUCACUCAUCCGGACGACGGACACUCUGACAGCGAUGCGUCGCCACUCCGCCGGCCACCCUCACUCAAGCUGAACGUCGCUGGCAUCCCUGGCGGCCAGCAGCAGGGACUGCAACAGCGUCGCUACUGCCCGUCGGUCAAGUACAGGACGGAGAGUGCGGAAUUGCGUCGCUCCAAGCUCCUGCGCCGGCCGCGGACCGUCGACCACGGCAACACGUGGAAUCUCUACGGCGACGUCUAUGGCGGCGGCUACGAGCCCAGCUCGGACUCUGAGGACAACGACAGCGACAAUUUUGGUUUCCCGUCGGGCGGCAAGUCCGCUGCCGCACCGCCGGCUCCCUCCUCGUCCAGCUCGUCGUCCAGUUUGAGGAAAUCGAAUUCGCCGGCCGUCCGCACCAGCGCCUCUGAAUCUCACAUCGCCGGCCACUGGAAGAAAGGCGGCCACAAUGGGCACGCGGACGGAGCGGCCAGCCAUCAGCGGCACUCGCGUCGUCGUGGCGUCAAGGAAAUCUACGACCUGACGCCUACCCGAUUGGAUUUGGGUUCGCCAUCAGCAGGAUCGGCUUCCGGCGGUGGCGGCGGAGGCGGCGGUGGAAGUGGAGUCAUCUCCUCUCAAGUCGACCCCACCCGAAUGGAAAUCGCUGGCGGCCGCGAGAUUGUGUCACUUUCGAGAGGCCGGACGCGGGGCUCCCAGCGGAAGCAGCAGCGCGUUCACUCGACGGUCGAUCCAGCGCCGCCGAUUGACAGUCCGCCAAACAACAACAACAACAACAGUACGCCUUCGAGUAGUAACCGGAGUAUCAACCGCUACAGCGGCGAGGUCUACUACGAGGAGAGCGUGGGUCGUUACGGGUUCCAUGUUGGCGGAGGCAACACCCUGUGGGGUAGCCAAGGGCUGGAGCCCAGCUUCAGCAUUCCCAGCAACUUGAACGAGAAGCAGUACUCUUCCGGCAUUCCGUCGGGAGUCGCUGGGAUGGGCGACGCCACCACCGCCGCCGCCACCACCACCGCGGAGCAUCGCACGCAAAACCACGGACUGAAAAGGCCGUUGUCUUGGGCUGGAGACGAUCCGGUGACGGACCGUCAGCUGGAACAAUUAGAAGAGCCGCAACGUCAGCAGUUGGCUAGCACUUCUAGUCAGGAUCGCGAAGGAGAAUCGUCGGAUCGAGAAGCCAAACAUUCCGUCAUGGUCUCGAACGGCCUCUUGCCGGGAAUCGAAGAGCCGCCACCUUGCCCGCAAGUCAAAACCAUCCACGGAUACUUGACGGAUUUCUAUCCGGAAGUGGUUGCAGUCGAGCAAAGCAGCGCCGAUCCAUCAUCGCCGAGCCCUUUGAAUCUUGACAACUACCUGUCGGAACAAUUGAACCAGUUUGCCCAGCAGUCGGUUAGGAGAGAGGCCAGCGAGGUGGAAGAAGCCUCUCAACUUCUUUUAUCGCAGUCGCCGCCGGCCCAGCAGCAGCAGCAACAACAACAACAGCAGCAGCAAUUGACGGUAGCCACGGUAAUUGGCGGGUUGACGAUCGCUCAGUAUGAAGGAUCGCCUCGUCGUUACGGUGUCAGGGCUCAUCCAGCAGCAGCAGCGGCGGCGGCGGCCAUUAACUCCAACGGCCAGGAUGACUACUCGGAUGAUUCCAACAAACCCAACGGGCCGACGAUGAUCAUCGGUUCAGUUCCCACUCGGCCCCUAGUUCCGGGAUUCCCGAGACGUGUCACCUCGAGCCCGAAUCCAGCUCAUCCGCAGGCCACGUUCAGUCCGUCGGCUACCAGACAGACGCUGGUGGAUUUGGCUGCCGGACCUGCGGCAACGUCGACGCCUGUCGCUGCCACCCCGGAAGGCUCGUCCGCCAAUCACCACAUGUCUUGGCAUCUGGACGAGGCCGACGACAGAGACGUCCUGCGCUCAUCCAGCCGGCACCUGGAUCGAGCUGACGUGAUUUCUCUCAACGCCGAGACGGACCUGGGUGAGACGGAAGUCGGACUGGAGAUGGGCAAGAGCCGCAAUUUCACUCUCUCGCCCGAAACGACCGACUACGACGAUUCCGAACUGGACAUCAACAACGGCACGGAGCUCUCGGUCUCGGAUAUUCCGGGGAUGAAUGGGGGGGCCGACGCUUCCGGGCCGCGUCAAAUGGAGCCGUUCGACGCUGUGGCAGGAGGCGUCGAAACGACGGGCCGUCGGCGAAGCAGCAGCAAAAGCCAAAACGGCCUCAAGGGCCAAUUCAGCAGCAUGCCCAUUUUGGAAGACGGCCUGUCGUCCGGCCGGAGCAGCGUCGGCAGCGGCGACGACAUUAGCGUCGGCAGCAGCGCCAGCGUAACGAGCGCCAGCGACACGGAAGAAGACGCCGUAACAGAUCGCAUCCCUCUCAUGGCGGAUCGCCGGAUGAAACAACAACCAUUGUCCGCCCUACAGCAGCAGCAACAACAACAACAGCAUCCAUUGCAUCCGUCGGUCAAUAACGGCUGCCGCAAUCUGGCCGGCGCCAGUCCGCUCCAAUCGUCGAUCGCGGGACUUUCUGGUGCCCGUUCGACCAAGAAUUCCGCUUCUUCUUCUUCUCAUCAUCAGCAACAACAACAACCACAACAACAAUCGCAGACGAUGUGGGCCAAGAAGUUGUCGGCUGCUAUUUCGGAUUGCGACCACCGCAAUCAUCAGGAUUCGGCCAUGAUCCAGGGGUCUUUCCGAGCCAGGGAUGCCACGCCUCCCCCGCCGGCCCCGCUCGCUCAUCGGCCACCGGCGUCCUCUCAACACUCUUCUCUGCAGACGGCCACGACAUCUCCAUCGACGAGUGUGAACAACGUGAAAUCGUUUUCGUCCGCCUCGGCGGUGGCCGCCGCCGUCGUCGUAGGAGCCGCUCAGAACCGCAACCACCAGAACAACAGCCACGCUAGUCCGCUGAGGCUCAGUCCAGGCCCGGAUACGCCUUCCAUUACUUCCGGCGGCGCCGGCGGAAGCAGUAGCAGCAGCAGCAGUAGUAGCAGCAGCAGCAGUAGUGGUGGUGGGGGUGGCAGUUGUAGUAGUGGAGUCGGUUCGACUGCCGGCAAAAUGCAGAACAUUGGCAACAGCAGCAGCAGCAAUCAACAGACUAAAAUGGGUGGGCCAUCGCCGGGCGAUUUGAGUCUGCACGAACUGGGCGAAGCGCUGGAUCACGGAUCGCGGAUGAGAAAGGCCAGUUCCAUGCCACCUCAGGCUGCCAUUGGUUCAAUACAAUCCCCCGUUUCUCAUUCGCCGCCCGUCUGGGUCCCCAGGCAGAGUAGCGACUACUGGGUCAAAACGUCACCGUCGUCGACAUCUCCGAGGUCGAGCAGAUGCAAAGUGGGCGGAUCCGGAUCGGGAAUGCAUCCGGACGGAAGCAAAAUCAACGACGACGACGACGAACGGGAAACGGACCAGCUGCUGCGCGAUCCUGACGACCAGGGCUUCUUCGACGAGCACGCGCGCCCACCCGUUGCUUCGGAUGUCGGGCGAGCCCAUCCGACGACGAGGAUUGGGGCCGCUCCUGUGCCGACGUCUUCAUCACCGCCCACUCCGUCGUCGCUGAGAUCGGCUUCGACGGCGUCGUCGUCUACUCGGUCGUCGCCACAACAGCAACAACAACAACAGGGACAACAACAGCAGCAGCAAGUGCAGCAGCAACAGCAACAGCAACAUCUUCAACCGUCGUCGACUGUGUCGGUGGCAGCGGCCGCCACGGCAGCGCUGACCAACGGGACGGCGUCGAGCCCAUCGUCUUCCACCGGAGGAGGCGCCCCUCCGCCGUCUCGCCAAUCCGAACCCAAGGAUCUCAAAUACAGAGAAACGACGCCGUCAGCCAAGAAGAAGGAUGACAACUCGAGCCAGAGCAAGAAGAAAGGGAGGAGCAAAGAAGUGAUGGUUCACGAACCUGCAGUACUCAUCGAAGGUGUUUUAUUCCGCGCCAAUUACCUGGGCUCAACGCAGAUCGUCUGCGAGGGGCAGCCGACCAAAUAUACUCGCAUGAUGCAGGCGGAAGAAGCCGUUUCCCGCAUCAAGGAUCAAGACAUUCGUCAACACAAUCGCGAAACGGCCAGCGAUUCGUCGCCGGCCUCCAUUUCCUUCGACGACGAUGACGAAGAGGCUGAUGACGCCACCACGGCCGCUGAUGAAUCGCUGCCGCUUUAUUUCAAUGACGAAACGCAGCCGGAAUCGAGCGCCGACGUGUCGGUCAGCAACAGCAGCAGCACUCGAAUUCACGUGAAUCCUCAGAGCGAGACGGACGUCACGUCCCGAUCGUCUUGCGACUUUAACGCCAACGUUCCGUCUUGCCCGCCCUGCCAGGAGCCUCAGACUCCAGUCUCCCCCGUCCCGCAAUCCGGGGGGUCUCCCCAUCCGGCUCCGCCGGGACGCUUUUACCAAGAGGAGGAUCCCGACGAGGAGCGGCUGGACGAAGAGGAGGAGGAGGAGGAUUCGCCGUGUGCCACCUCGUCGAAAGUGAUUCACGGCUGCAGUUUCCGACUGCUCUACCAUGGAUUGUCGGAAAUCGACGAACUGCAACCGGAUAGCUCGGCGGCAUCCGGCUGCUGGAAGUACCGCACUAAAAAGGGCAUGGUAGAAGAGGCUGUGCUCAAAUUAAAGGCCCUGGCGCCGGAAGGAGAAACGCAGCCGACGACCGAAGUGGACCUCUUCAUUUCCACGGAGAAAAUCAUGGUCCUCAACACGGAAUUGAAAGAAAUUAUGAUGGAUCACGCCUUGAGAACCAUUUCCUACAUUGCCGAUAUUGGAGACCUCGUCGUUCUGAUGGCCAGGAGGCGGAUGAUAACUCAGGAUGGUGAAGAUUCCAGCAACAAAAUUGCCAAGACGCCCAAAAUGGUCUGUCACGUCUUCGAGAGUGAGGAGGCCCAGUUUAUUGCCCAGUCCAUUGGUCAGGCCUUUCAAGUUGCCUAUAUGGAAUUCCUGAAAGCCAAUGGCAUCGAGGACCAGAGUUUUGUGCGCGAAAUGGACUAUCAGGAAGUUUUGAAUUCUCAGGAGAUAUUUGGCGACGAGUUGCAAAUGUUCGCCAAGAAAGAGCUGCAGAAAGAGGUCAUCGUGCCGAAAGCCCGCAACGAAAUCCUGGGAGUCGUGAUCGUCGAAUCGGGAUGGGGGUCGAUGCUCCCGACUGUCGUCAUAGCCAAUCUGGCACCGGCUGGAGCGGCUGCUCGAUGCGGCCAGCUCAAUAUCGGAGACCAGAUCAUCGCCAUCAACGGCAUCAGCCUUGUGGGGCUGCCCCUCUCCACCUGUCAGACUUACAUCAAAAACGCCAAGUCGGCGACGGUGGUUAAACUAACUGUGGUUCCUUGCCCACCCGUGGUCGAGGUGAAAAUCAAACGACCCGACACAAAGUACCAAUUAGGUUUCAGCGUCCAGAACGGAGUGAUUUGUAGCCUUCUGAGAGGAGGGAUCGCUGAACGAGGCGGAGUUCGUGUCGGUCACCGGAUUAUUGAAAUUAACGGUCAAAGUGUCGUUGCCGUACCUCACGAACGCAUCGUUGGUCUUUUGGCAACUUCCGUCGGAGAGAUAAACAUGAAGACGAUGCCCACCUCCAUGUUUCGCCUUUUGAUUGGCCAGGAAACUCCUGUCUACAUCUGAUAGUCACAGAAACCUUGUUCGUACUUUUCUGCUUAUGUUUUGAAUUGACCCCGUCGAGAGCUCUUCACAGUCUCGCAUCUCCCCUACGGCGUCGUCAAUAUUUUUUAAAUAUUUCGGAACCGUGAAACGAAACGAAGAAAAUGGAAGACAAAAAAGAAAAAAAAAAAAAAGGAAUCAUCGUGUAUUUCACUACCAGUGUGCUGCGAUGACUGAUGGUAACGUGUCGGUUAUUAUUAGCAUGUCGUUCAACAACGCAUUACGAACCUUACGGUACCAGAGACGACCGAAUCGUUGACGUCGAUCGAACACGACGGCCAUCGGACCCAUUCAGCGCCGGUCAGAACUUCUCUAUCCACGUCUUUUCUCCAUACCCAACUUAAAAUUUUAGGUUUCGAUCUAGUCUCCGUUGGUUUUAAUUGCUGUAUGCUCGUUUUCCUUUCAUUUUUCCAAGUCAUUUCAACAGAGGAGAGUGAAGAAAGCAAAGCUCGUAUUCUUUCUUAUUUUUCACAAACCAUAUCUCAUAUCAACCGCGCUUUGCUACUAUCGAGAUGUAAGCUUUCUGUAUUAUGCGUGUUUGUUGGCUUCCUACUGUACAGUGUCGCCCACAAAUACAAACGUAAUGGCCAUUGAA